Messenger RNA from Neurospora hispaniola, 1626 nucleotides. RefSeq lists its product as uncharacterized. The coding region runs from base 381 to 1364 and encodes 327 amino acids. The transcript has a single exon. Gene Ontology annotation, biological process: secondary metabolic process. NCBI's taxonomy places the organism in Eukaryota, Fungi, Ascomycota, Sordariomycetes, Sordariales, Sordariaceae. The record is from RefSeq and is a predicted model, not a curated record. Gene Ontology annotation, molecular function: carboxy-lyase activity; hydrolase activity. Gene Ontology annotation, cellular component: cytosol; cytoplasm.
CACAUAUCACAAGUGGCCAUGUUCUGACAGUGGUUCCAAAACAUGCAUCAAGACUCCCAAAAAAAAUCUUGGUUUAUGAGACAGUCCUAAUGGGUCGGGUGCCUAUGUAUAGCUAAAAGCAAAUGAAUGACCUGCACGUUUUAGUCUUUCCCAUGCUCCGAGAUCUACACCAAGUACCUCCCGGUAGGUGGACGCUUCGUGGCAGCUAUGACGACAACCUCCCACACCGACGCGCAGAAGCACCUGGAGUGCCUCGACGUACUUAAAGGACGGCGGUCACGAUACACAUGGUUCAGAUGUAGAGUAAUAUCUACCUGGCUCUCAAUUCACUUACACGCCGAUAAUAGCAUCACAGUACCAGACAACAGCAUCCAGCAACAAUGACGCCUCCUCUUAUCGCCCUCGAGGAGCACUUCUUCUCCUCGGCGGUUCCUGAAUGCCUCAAGCCAAAGUACUCGGAACAGCUGAAGCAUGUCGAUGGCGUAUAUGACAAGGCCGUCGAUCUCGGCGCUCUACGCCUCCGUGACAUGGACGCUGGUGGUGUCGCACUUCAGGUCAUCAGCCACGUACCAGGUCUUUCUGACCAUCCCGUCGCCUGCCAUGCCGCAAACGACCAACUUGCCGGUGUUAUCAAUGCCAAAGAUCAACGCAAAGCCCGCUUUGCCGGGUUCGCCGUGGCACCCAUGGGCCAUCCAGUCCAGGCAGCCGCAGAGCUUCGCCGAGCCAUCACCGAGCUGGGUUUCGUGGGUGCCCUGGUUGACAACCACCACAAUGGCAGGUUCUUCGAUGGGCCUGAAUACGAACCGUUCUGGGCAGCAGCCGAGGAGCUCGAUGUACCGAUAUACCUUCACCCAACGUGGGCCAGCGAAGACAUGGCCCCACAUUAUCAAGGUAACUUCACCCAAGGGGCGGCCAUGAGUAUGGCUUCGAGCGGGUUGGGAUGGCAUACCGAGACAGCACUGCAUGUUCUUCGUCUGUUCGCCUCAGGCUUGUUCGACAGGCACCCUAAGCUCAAGAUAAUCAUCGGCCACAUGGGGGAGACGAUACCCUUCAUGUUGGAACGGAUCCAGGUCUUGAGUCGCAGAUGGGGGGAUUUCCAGCGAGACUUCAAAACCGUCUAUGACGAGAACAUAUGGAUCACCACAAGCGGCGUUUGGAGUCUCAACCCAUUGAGGUGCAUUUUGGCGAACACGAAGCUGGAUCACAUCCUGUAUAGUGUCGAUUAUCCCUUUCAGCAAAACGAGAUUGGCCUUGAAUGGAUCCACGAUUUGGAAAAGAGCGGGUUGGUCAGUAAGGAGGAACUUGAGGCGAUUGCGCACGGGAACGCAGAGAAGCUCUUGAGAGUACAGGUGCCCAAGCUUUGAAGGUUGACGGGAGGUUGUGUGGGUUUGCAAAGAGCUUGUUGUUGAUUAUAAUGUCGAGAUGUGGAAAUUGUUCAUCCAGUACUUAUCAUAUCCUCCUGCUUUGGGUGGUCGGUUUCCUGUUCGAUUUUGGGCUUGUUCGGCGUCGAGAAGAAAUGGAAGGCAUGGAAUAAAUUUUGUUGCGUUGAAAUGGUUGAAUUUAUCGUCUGUAACUAUUUCCCAUCCAGGCUGCCAAUAGUGUCGAAUGUAUAGGGCAUCUCAGAGA